Molecule: messenger RNA, 599 nt
Organism: Arabidopsis thaliana (thale cress)
Lineage: Eukaryota; Viridiplantae; Streptophyta; Magnoliopsida; Brassicales; Brassicaceae
Product: P-loop containing nucleoside triphosphate hydrolases superfamily protein
Exons: 6
Coding region: 1-411 (136 amino acids)
Molecular function (GO): nucleobase-containing compound kinase activity; ATP binding; AMP kinase activity
Source: RefSeq, marked reviewed
AUGAUUGCAGAGGGUAGAAUAGUGCCGUCUGAGAUCACAGUGAAACUUUUGUGUAAAGCUAUGGAGGAAAGUUUUCAAGUUAGUGGCAAUGAUAAGUUCCUUAUUGAUGGCUUCCCUCGCAAUGAAGAAAAUCGGAUCGUAUUCGAAAAUGUUGCUAGAAUCGAGCCUGCUUUUGUUCUAUUCUUUGAUUGUCCAGAAGAAGAACUAGAAAGACGCAUUAUGAGCAGGAACCAGGGAAGAGAAGACGAUAAUAUAGAGACCAUAAAGAAGCGAUUUAAAGUGUUUGUUGAAUCUACCCUCCCUAUUAUUAGCUACUACCAGUCUAAAGGGAAACUUCGAAAGAUCAAUGCUGCAAAAUCCAGCGAAGAGGUUUUCGAGGCUGUCAGAGUUCUAUUUGCAUCUGAAACUUGACAAGCAUCAAGGACUUGGAUUCACCGAACAGAACAAAACAGAGACUCCAAAGUCAAUGAUGUGCCUUGUCGUAUACGUAACUAAGUUUACAGAUUCAUGCUUAUUUGUAUAUGUAAAUAUCUCUACAUUUUACAUGUUCUCAUCAUACGAUAUAGCCAAACUUUCGUCGUAAUAACCAUAUUUUUAGC